This is a messenger RNA of Rhinopithecus roxellana (golden snub-nosed monkey), 3579 nucleotides long. RefSeq names its product UDP-glucuronosyltransferase 2A1. Lineage: Eukaryota; Metazoa; Chordata; Mammalia; Primates; Cercopithecidae. The record is from RefSeq and is a predicted model, not a curated record. The transcript has 9 exons. The coding region runs from base 376 to 2589 and encodes 737 amino acids. Gene Ontology annotation, molecular function: UDP-glycosyltransferase activity.
GCUGUAACACGCACCCUGAACGUCUGCAGCUUCACUCCUGAAGUCAGUGAAACCACAAACCCACCAGAAGGAAGAAACUCCGGACACAUCUGAACAUCAGAAGGAACAAACUCUGGACACACCAUCCUUAAGAACUAUAAUACCGUGAGGGUCGGCAGCUUCAUUCUUGAAGUCAGCCAGACCAAGAACCCACCAAUUCCAGACACACUGGGAGGAUAUGGCUGCCUCUGCUGAGUCAUGCAGGUUGUCAGGAUUUAUUUACAUUCAGCUUCUUCCUUAAUGUCAAACGAGUGCUGUUAAAGUUCCUUCAGGAAACUUCAGCAGAGAAAAACAUUUGCUUCACAUCUCAUCAAAUCUUCUGCAUCAAGCCACAUCAUGUUAAACAAGCUGCUCCUGUUCUCCCUUCAGAUAAGUCUCAUAGGAACCACUCUUGGUGGGAAUGUUUUGAUUUGGCCAAUGGAAGGUAGUCAUUGGCUAAAUAUUAAGAUAAUUAUAGAUGAGCUCAUUAAAAAAGAGCAUAAUGUGACUGUCCUAGUUGCCUCGGGUACACUUUUCAUCACACCAACCUCUAACUCAUCUCUGACAUUUGAAAUAUAUAAGGUGCCCUUUGGCAAGGAAAGAAUAGAAGGAGUAAUCAACGACUUCGUUUUGACAUGGCUGGAAAAUAGACCAUCUCCUUCAACCAUUUGGAGAUUCUAUCAGAAGAUGGCCAUAGUAAUCAAGGACUUCCACAUAGUAUCUCAGGAGAUCUGUGAUGGUGUUCUUAAAAACCAACAGCUGAUGGAAAAGCUAAAGAAAAGCAAGUUUGAAGUCCUGGUGUCAGAUCCAUUAUUUCCUUGUGGCGAUAUAGUAGCUUUAAAACUUGGAAUUCCAUUUAUGUACUCCUUGAGGUUUUCUCCAGCCUCAACAGUGGAAAAGCACUGUGGGAAGGUACCAUACCCACCUUCCUAUGUUCCUGCUGUUUUAUCAGAACUCACCGACCAAAUGUCUUUCACUGACAGAAUAAGAAAUUUCAUCUCCUACCACCUACAGGACUACAUGUUUGAAACUCUUUGGAAAUCAUGGGAUUCAUACUAUAGUAAAGCUUUAGAUGGUAGCCAUUGGUUAAAUAUUAAGAUUAUUCUAGAAGAGUUGAUUCAAAGAAAUCACAAUGUGACUGUACUGGCUUCAUCAGCAACUCUAUUCAUCAAUUCCAAUCCUGAUUCUCCUGUGAAUUUUGAAGUGAUACCUGUUUCCUACAAGAAGAGCAAUAUAGAUUCCUUAAUUGAGCAUAUGAUAAUGCUGUGGAUUGACCAGAGACCAACUCCUCUCACAAUAUGGGCUUUCUACAAAGAACUAGGAAACCUUCUAGACACUUUCUUUCAAAUUAAUAUACAAAUCUGUGAUGGUGUACUAAACAACCCCAAGUUAAUGGCCAGACUUCAGAAGGGUGGUUUUGAUGUGUUAGUAGCAGACCCAGUAACAAUCUGUGGUGAUCUCAUUGCUCUGAAAUUAGGAAUUCCAUUUGUGUACACAUUGAGGUUCUCUCCAGCAUCAACAGUGGAGAGACACUGUGGGAAAAUCCCAGCACCGGUCUCCUAUGUACCGGCAGCCUUGUCAGAGCUCACUGACCAGAUGACUUUUGGUGAAAGGAUUAAAAAUAUCAUAUCUUAUUUACUGCAAGACUAUAUAUUUCAGUCCUACUGGGGAGAAUGGAAUUCAUACUAUAGCAAAAUUUUAGGAAGACCCACUACCUUGUGUGAGACUAUGGGGAAAGCUGAAAUUUGGUUAAUCCGAACAUAUUGGGAUUUUGAAUUUCCUCGUCCAUACUUACCUAAUUUUGAGUUUGUUGGAGGAUUACACUGCAAACCUGCCAAACCCUUACCUAAGGAAAUAGAAGAAUUUAUCCAGAGCUCAGGUAAAGAUGGUGUUGUGGUGUUUUCUCUGGGAUCAAUGGUCAAAAACCUUACAGAAGAAAAAGCCAAUCUUAUUGCCUCAGCCCUUGCCCAGAUUCCACAGAAGGUUUUAUGGAGAUACAUAGGAAAGAAACCAGCCACAUUAGGAAACAAUACUCAGCUCUAUGAUUGGAUACCCCAGAAUGAUCUUCUUGGUCAUCCCAAAACCAAAGCUUUUAUCACUCAUGGUGGAACUAAUGGGAUCUAUGAAGCUAUUUACCACGGAGUCCCUAUGGUGGGAGUUCCCAUGUUUGCUGAUCAGCAUGAUAACAUCGCUCACAUGAAGGCCAAAGGAGCAGCUGUGGAAGUGAACCUGAACACAAUGACAAGUGUGGAUUUGCUUAGCGCUUUGAGAACAAUCAUUAACGAACCUUCUUAUAAAGAGAAUGCUAUGAGGUUAUCAAGAAUCCACCAUGAUCAACUUGUAAAGCCCCUGGAUCGAGCAGUCUUCUGGAUCGAGUUUGUCAUGCGCCACAAAGGAGCCAAGCACCUGCGCCCAGCUGCCCACGACCUCAACUGGUUCCAGUACCACUCUUUGGAUGUAAUCGGGUUCUUGCUGGUCUGUGUGACAAUGGCUAUAUUUUUGGUCAUACAAUGUUGUUUGUUUUCCUGUCAAAAAUUUGGUAAGAUAGGAAAGAAGAAAAAAAGAGAAUAGGUCGAUUUUGGCAUGAUUAUCAUUAACUUGUGAGUUGUAGUCUUCUAUUUCUCCUUUGUCUCUCCCUGCUGACUAUACCCUCUUCCUUUCGCUGUUCUGACACUAGGAUACUACCUAAUUUUAAAUAAGUGCUAUUCAUAGUAUCAAAUUAUUUUAUAGUUCACCUUAAUUAAUGAUUAACAUUAUGCUGAAUCCUGGUAAUGCAUACAGUGUAGAUGGAAUUUGAUAGGUGUAAGGAAGAGUCAAAUUCACAAGUUUUCAUAUAUCAAAUAAUUCAGGGAGCCACCAUAGGACAGUAGUGUGUUAUGAGAAAGGUUAUGAUUUCCUUGUUUUAAUAAAAAUAAACUCUUCUGUGUGCUCAAUUUUGCAGGAGUUAGAGAAUGAAUUUUAAGUGUGAUGUGCAUCCCUAUUUAAUGUCUACAAAAUUUUCAUUGAGCAUAUCCAGAAAAUCACGGUGUAACUUGCCUGCCUUUCUUCAACGUAUAUUCUUAUAUAAGCUGUAGUGCAAGAUUUGGGUACUGUCUUUAAUAAAUAAAUCAAUUGACUCUUUGAUUUCAAGGAGAAAGUUCUAUGUUAUAUGUUGAAGGUGAACAGAUCACAGUUAGAGGAUAUAACAAAGAGAAAUCUAGAAAAUGAUUAAUGAUUUUAUAAAAUUUUUAGUUAAGUGUACAAAUAAUUACAUUAAACAUCAAUUAUGUUUAAAAAUCACUAAUGUUCAUAAUAUAUAAUCACUAUUUGUAACCAAAAGUUUAAUUUUAUGCCAAAAAAUAAAAAAUGCUUACUUGGAAUUUGAGGUCAUUGCAUUAUUUUUGUCUUUAUCUUCCACAAAUUUAAAUUUAUCAAUUAAUUGUUAUGCUAUGUAUAUAAAAGACUAAGAGCUUGACCAAGGAUAUGGCAUAAUAAAUUUUUACCAAUGGAAAGCACUAGUUGAAGGCAAAUGCUUUUACUUGAUUCAGCUUUGCAUUAAUUUAAUAAAUAUAUUAAAGAUUU